GAGCAUGCCAAGGAGAAGAAUGAUGACAAAGGAUCGAAAGAGAAAUGGCUGUUUAUUACAUCAAUUUAGAACCGAUGCACGACUGGAGCACGAAGGAAACAAGUGCACUACUAGAAACAGAGCUGAUAAGAGAGCACUACUGGAAACGGAGCUGGUCGAGGAGAACUAUUGGAAACGGAGUUGGUCGGAGAGCACGACUGGAACAAUCGAACAAGUGCUAGGUGGCAAGAAACGAAGCUGAGGGCACUGGAGGUGAUGGAGACUGGAAAUGGAGCUGGUUGGGGAGCAGGACUGGAACAGCCAAACAAGUGCCAUGGGGCAAGAAACAAUGUUGGUGGCGUCGGAGGUGAUGGAGACUGGAAACAGAGCUGGUCGGAGAGCAGGCACAAUGGAGGACCAGAGCCGAAGGUGAUGGAGUUUGGAGAAGUGGAAUUGGAGAAGAAGAAAGUUGAAAGAGUCAAGUAGGAAGCUUAGGGUUUCUGAUUUUAGUAAUUUAUGUUCAGAUUUUGUGUUUUUAGCUUGAAAUUGUAAUGGGUUAAAGAGCAAAAAGGAUAACAUUGAAAAAAAUUGGAGACAAAAU
Molecule: messenger RNA, 580 nt
Organism: Rubroshorea leprosula
Lineage: Eukaryota; Viridiplantae; Streptophyta; Magnoliopsida; Malvales; Dipterocarpaceae
Source: the annotation of a GenBank genome assembly